This is a messenger RNA of Mesorhabditis spiculigera, 1482 nucleotides long. The record is from the annotation of a GenBank genome assembly. Lineage: Eukaryota; Metazoa; Nematoda; Chromadorea; Rhabditida; Rhabditidae.
AUGGCGCUGCGCUUCAUCGUGCUCUCCUUCCGCUUUGUGCCGCUAAUCUUGACGUAUCCGCUAAUGGCGUGCACGGACAAGACGUACGAUCUGUGGUGGAGAUUUGCGCUCUGGCAUGUGCAAGCUUCAGGACCGACCCUCAUAAAGCUCGGCCAAUGGGCAUCAACCCGACGCGACGUAUUCAGCAAGGAAUUCUGCGACCGUCUCUCCAUCCUCCACACCAAAACCAAGAAGAAGCGGUUGUUCCGCGACUGUGACAAGGUGCUCGUCUCGCUGUUCGGGCCCCAGAUUCUCAAGAAUAAGGCGCGCAUCUUCCCCAAUAUCGAGCCGUACUCGAUCGGCUCUGGCUGCAUUGCGCAGGUCUUCCGCCUGACGAUGGACUUGGAAGAAUACGAGCGCAUCUACGGCGUCCGGGUCCCAGGGCUGGAGGGCAUGACCAAGGUGGAGAUGGCCGUCAAAGUGUUCCCUGUUGUCGUCGCCUACAACAAGAAGGCCAUCAUGGAGACUUUCGAAGAAGGGAUGUACAUCAACCGGCUUGUCGCCGAGGAAGAAGACCCAGAGCUCAAAACCAAGCAGGCGCCGGCAGUACGCCGCAAGAUUGCGAUGUUGGGGGCGAGGGCGCUGCUCAAGAUGGUGUUCGUCGACAACUUUGUUCACGGAGACCUUCAUCCCGGCAACAUUCUCGUCCGGUUCAACGACAAGGAAGCAUCCGGCGUCCAUUUUGCGCCACCUUCUGCAUCUCGUUUGGCCAGGAUCAAGGACUUUUUGCGGGAUACUUUUAGAAUCCGCGCGGCUCCCCGGUUGAACUUUUCCGAUUCCCCCGACCUCAACGACGAGCCAACCCUCAUCCUUCUCGACACGGGUAUCGCCAUCUCGGAGACGCCGAAGAAUCUCCGGAAUUUACGACGCAUCUUCCGGUGUAUCGUCGAGAAGCGCGGCUAUAAAGCCGGGGAGUUGAUGCUCGAGGAUUCGCCGUAUCAAAACUGCAAGGACCCGGAUCGUUUCUGCACCGAGGUCGAUAAGCUAGUUGCGAAGGCGCGCAGCGAACGCUCGUUGCGCACGCUGAACAUCUCGGCGUUGAUGUCCCAAUUGUUCAGCAUCGUCUCCGAGCAUCACGUCCAGCUCGACUCGGCCUUCACGAGCAUCCUGCUCUCCAUCAUGGGCUACAUCCCGAAUCUUCUCGGCAUCAUCCCGUACGCCGGUAUCGACCUGGCCGUCUACGAGACGCUGAAGGGCAUGUAUUUGAAGAAGAACCCUGAUGUAAAAGAACCUGGCGUCUUCACGCUCCUCGGCUGCGAAUGGAUUGCCGACCCGAAUCAGCCGAACACGAUGUUCGGCCAGUUCCGGUACAUCUUGAAGAACGAGGGCUUCACCGGCCUUUAUCGUGGCCUCGUGCCAAACUUUAUGAAGGUGAUCCCGGCCGUUGGGAUGAGCUACGUCGUCUACGAGAAUGUGCGCAACCACCUCGGCGCCAAGAUGUCC